Epinephelus lanceolatus (giant grouper) is the source of this 1930-nucleotide messenger RNA. NCBI's taxonomy places the organism in Eukaryota, Metazoa, Chordata, Actinopteri, Perciformes, Serranidae. The record is from RefSeq and is a predicted model, not a curated record.
AUGGCUAAGACAAAGGAGCUCACUGAGGACCUGCAGCUGCGCAUUGUGGCUGCUCACAAGUCAGGAAAGGGCUACAAGGCCAUAUCUAAAUGUUUUCAAGUUCCAGUGGCUACAGUGCAAAGUAUUAUUAAAAAAUAUAAGACGUUCCGCACUGUGGAAAAUCUCAGAGGACGUGGUUGGAAGCCAAAAGUGACACCUGUGCUGGCCAGGAGGAUAGUGAGAGAGGUGAAAAAGAAUCCAAGGAUCACCACCAAGGCCAUCCUGGUGAAUCUGGGCUCUGCUGGUGGCAACAUCUCAAGGCAGACAGUCCAACGAACACUGCACACUGCUGGGUUCCACGGACGCAGACCAAGGAGGACGCCACUUCUCCAGAUAAGGCACACAAAAGCCCGCUUGGCCUUUGCAUCUGGACAAAGAAGAAGGCUUCUGGUCUUCUGUUUUAUGGUGCCAAACCCACAGUUUGAUGCAGACGCUGUCCAGCAGCCCAUGUCAGAGAGGCCACCAUACUCCUACAAGGCCAUGAUCCAGUUUGCAAUCAACAGCCGAAAGACCGGGAGGGUGACCCUGAAAGAGAUUUACAUGUGGAUCGAGGACCACUUCCCUUACUUCAGAGAGGUGGCCAAACCAGGAUGGAAGAAUUCCAUCCGCCAUAACCUCUCUCUACACGACAUGUUCAUUCGUGAGACGUCACCAGAUGGGAAAAUUUCUUUCUGGACAAUCCGGCCUGAGGCCAACCGAUGCCUCACUCUUGAUCAGGUGUACAAGCCUGGUUGUGACCCAAUGACCGCUCCUGUUCCCGUGCCAAUGCUUUUAUUACCCAACACUCAAAGGAGGAUCGUUCCUGAUGCAAGAAAGACGGCAACUAGCUCUGAGAGAAGGAUGAAGCCUCUCCUCCCUCGAACUGAUUCCUACUUGGUUCCCAUCCAGCUCCCAGUGGCCUCCUCUGUCUACCUGCCGUCCUCGUCGGCCCCGCUUCCCCCGUCCAGCUCGCAGCAGAAACAGAACACUUCGCGAGGAGCCAAGAGAGUGCGGAUAGCUCCUAAGGUGACGCAAAGUGACGCCCCAGCUGUGGUAAUGUAUCCUCAGAAGAAUAAAGACCUCAAGGUGGAGGUGAAGGAGGAGCCGGUAUGGGUCCCCAUUAAAUUCGAGACUCCCAAAGCCCCCCCAAAGAGACAAGCCAGCAGCUCCCGACGCAAACAGCGCCUGGUUCCCACUGAGCACGAGGAGCCCAUCCUCCUGUGCCUUGACAAUACUUUCUUUGACUCUGGUGUAGCCUCUGACUCCUCAACUUUCCAAGACUCUCGAGACGCCGAGCCGGACGAGCCCCAGCAGGAGCAGCAAAGCCCUGAUCGGGACUACUCCUUCAAGACCCCCAUAAAAAGUAGCAGCCACACUGCAGCCACAUUCCCGCACAUUGUUGCCAAACUUGCAAAGUAUUUAAUGGGACAAGGCAGCUACGUUUCGGUCAUUACAACCUUUGUCAGGCAGAGGUCUGUACAGGGACGUGUCAAGUUUUCCAAAACACUAUAGGAGAAAAUGGGAAUACUGAGGGGAACACUUUAAUUUUAGCUUCCAGGUUGUUGUCCUUCACGUUAGACGUUCCUCUCCACCUACUUUCUGAUUGGUUUCAUUACUUAUUAACAGCUCCUUUUCGUCACUCUUAUUUCUAUCUGUAAAACUUGUUUGCUUUUAUCAUUUCUCCUGUCAUAUCUGUCCCUACUCUUGAAGGAUUUGCAGGAGAAAUAUGUCUGUAUGUAUGUAUAUAAACACCAAUGUAUGUCGAUUUGCACAUUUUAAUAAAUAAUUUAGCUUUGCAUAUGUAAAUGAGAAGAUAAUAUAUUCCCUGAUACGCCAGCGAGACGCCUUGGCAGCCUCUUGGAAACAACUUGUAGAUUGUGAUGCAGGAUUGUUAGCAAUAAAAAAGGCAAAG